Molecule: messenger RNA, 1151 nt
Organism: Heteronotia binoei (common prickly gecko)
Lineage: Eukaryota; Metazoa; Chordata; Lepidosauria; Squamata; Gekkonidae
Gene: SPMIP5
Product: sperm microtubule inner protein 5
Exons: 7
Coding region: 388-1101 (237 amino acids)
Source: RefSeq, a predicted model, not a curated record
CUAAUUCCCUCCUGGAUAUCGUCCUAGAAAAGCCGCGGUUAAGGUCUCCCUCCAGUUUCAGUAGGAGCGUUUUUGUAUCUCUCUAGCUUCCUUUAUAAUUUACUCUUAUAACGAAGCACCUGUUGUAGCGUUAAUCUCAAACCCUGCAGCUGGGGGCUGGAGAAUUACAGCUAUUUCCAGGCUACAGAGAUCAGUUCCCUGGGAUAAACUGCCGCUUUGGAGGCUAUUAGCUAUGAUGCUCCAUGAUCAGAAGCAAUACACCACUGAGUACCAGAGGCUAGUAGGAUUACCAAUCUCCAGCGGGGACCUGGAGUUCUGGAAUUACAUCUCCAGACUACAGUGUUCCGUUGCCAUGGAGGAAAUGGCAAUUUUGGAGUCUGAGAAAGCAUGAAAACAUCUUGGCAUCAAGUAGAUGAAUCCCACCCUCUGAUACCAGGAUAUACAGGCUACAUUCCUCUUAAGUUCUACCGGAUUGGAACAAGUUUUGGAAAUGAUUCCGUGUCAUGUGUGAAUGCUUUUCGUGAUAUGACUGAGAAAAAGAAUGAUCAAAAGGAUGAACUGAGGACCAUAGCAGCUACUACCCCACAGCUUCCACCCAUUUGCUCCAAUGAAGAAAUAAUAGGAGUACUUGAUGAUUAUAAUUAUAAGCUUCACCCUUACGUGCUAGGGCCUGUGGAAACAAAAAGACAUCUACUUGAGCCACCUAUUCCCGGCUGGACUGGAUUUGUGCCCAGGUCCAAGGUCACAGAGUUUGGUCAUGGAGUGCGCUACCAUGUAAUGGCAGAAAACUGCUAUCAGGAUUUUAAGGACAUGUUAGAUAGAGUCCAUGCUGGUCCUGCUAGCAAGGAAUCCAAGGGAGAAUCUCAUGUUUCUAAAAUCUGCAGACACUCACCCCAAUACCAGAGAUGCUACAGGCCUGAGGGGAUGUUGCCUAAGUACACGGGUCAUAUUCCACAUGAACGUUCUGGCAUUGGAAAGACCUUUGGGAAUGUGUGUCGAAGUUGUUCUGUUUGCAGCCACGGUGACAAGAGCUAUGGGGCUUAUCUUGCUAAGAAACACAAGGCUGAAACAGAUCAAGAACAACUAAAAGAUGAACAAUAAUUUUCAUGGUGUAAUCUUCAGCCCUAGAGAAUUAAAGUUGUCUGACCCAA